Mercurialis annua (annual mercury) is the source of this 1614-nucleotide messenger RNA. RefSeq lists its product as uncharacterized. NCBI's taxonomy places the organism in Eukaryota, Viridiplantae, Streptophyta, Magnoliopsida, Malpighiales, Euphorbiaceae. The transcript is spliced from 3 exons. Bases 126 to 917 code for a protein of 263 amino acids. The record is from RefSeq and is a predicted model, not a curated record.
AUGUUCAAAGCAAAGCCACUCAAAUUCAAUUUGUUCUUCUUCUCUUCAUAUCAUCCAUGAAAACCUUUAAAAAAAUAGAAAAUAAAUAAAAAAAGCAAAAUAAGAAUAAAGAAUUGCAAAAAAGUAUGGCUUUUGUUCUGCCAAACCUUUCUCCUUCACUUCUCCUCACCUCAAAAUCACCAAGAGAGAAGCCAAUUGCUUGCCAAACUCAAACAUUUGCUUCUCAAAAUUGUACUUAUAAAUAUGGAUCAACAGCCACAACUGAUACAAAACCCACCACUAACAACACCUCCCUAUCUGCUUCUCCCUCAUCACAGGAUAACCACCACAAGGAUGAGUUCUAUGUCAAUCUUGGCCUUGCUGUAAGAACCCUCCGUGAGGAUUUGCCUUUGCUCUUUAUCAAAGACCUCAAUUAUGAUAUUUACAGGGAUGACAUCACUUUUCUGGACCCGUUGAACACGUUUACGGGCAUUGAAAGGUACAAAUUGAUAUUUUGGGCAUUACGGUUUCAUGGAAAGAUUUUGUUCAGAGAUAUUUCUCUUGAGGUUCUUAGGAUUUGGCAGCCUUCGGAGAAUGUCAUUUUGAUCAGGUGGAAUUUGAAAGGUGUCCCAAGAGUCCCUUGGGAAGCCAAGGGACAAUUUCAGGGCACUUCAAGGUAUAAAUUGGAUCGAAAUGGUAGAAUUUACGAGCAUAAAGUCGAUAAUUUGGCUUUUAAUUUCCCUCCCCGGCUUACACAAACUGUGUCUGUAUUGGACUUGGUGGCUGCUUGCCCAGCCAGCCCUAACCCUACAUUUAUGUGGGGUCCUUCGGAUGCCAAUUCUUCGUCGUGGAUCCAGUUUUAUCGCGCAGUUAGAGAAACUUUGGAUCAAGAACGCUACCACUUGAGCAUGCAUGAUGGUUUAUAUACUUGCUCUUAGCUCCUGAGGACUGUAUGCAGCAUAUGCUAAUGGAAGGAGCUAGAGGUAGUGACUUUCUUCUUUUACUUGUAAGCAUUUGCAUACUAUAUGAGCUUAGCACCUUAAUCAUUAGAAGGUAGGUGAGGCCUGCACAUAAUUGUGUCUUUGUUGUAUUUGAUCAUACAUAUGAUCUAAUGCAUGAAGCAACCUUUGAAUUCAAAUUGACACUCUACAUAAAAUCUGCACAAUGGAAAAUGUCGCUGUAAAAGUUUGAACAUCACAACUACAUUUCUGAUCUCCUUCAUUACCUCCAAUGCUCAUUUUAGUCCGCCGCCAUUCAACCUCCUCUCUUGAGCUUUGCAUCAGGCCCUUACCUAAUAACCAUGUUAAGCCACCGCCUUUAUACAGCUGCAAGACAAUAACAUUUUUCAGAGUUAAGUCACUGAAUCAGGGUGUGGUUGUCAUGAGGAUGUCGAUAAGUUAUUUGGCCAUUGAGUUAAGUGCCUUGACGGAUAGGUAUGACGGAAUUCUCUUUCCGUAUAUGUGCAAUCAGUUAUUAUUAAAAUUCUAUCAUAGCAUAUAGUGCAACCAUUCUUCAGGUAGUUCAAUUAUAAACUGUUGAAUAUAUUGCAUGAUCAAAGAUAAAGGCAAACUUUGAUAUAAAUGCAAUCAUGUGGAGCUUUCUUUAUUAUUGGUGCAAGCAAACAGUCUAAUCUCA